This is a messenger RNA of Sclerotinia borealis F-4128, 693 nucleotides long. Lineage: Eukaryota; Fungi; Ascomycota; Leotiomycetes; Helotiales; Sclerotiniaceae. The record is from the annotation of a GenBank genome assembly.
AUGAAAGAUAAUUGGGAUGCAUAUGAGGUACCUGACCGAAACAAGUUUGAGCUUCUCGCAGGUCAAUAUUUAUCAGAUGUCAUUCAGCAAAUCAUGGAAGAACCGAUUCCCAAACCAAGGCUUGCCGAUUACGAAGAAUUCAACCCGAGCGAUGGAGCAAAAGAUAGAGCCAUUCUGGAGGAAUCAUCAGACUGGCUGGAAGAAAGUCCACUUUACAUAUGGAUGCCGUGGCCGAAAGAAAUUGAUGAGAAUAUCGCUGCCGUAUGCGAAGAGAAGACACAACCCCUCCUGCUUAUCCCCGAGCUGACAUCCCCAUCCACCCCACCAGCAUUACCACUGACUCAACCCCUCAUGCCCCAACCUCCCGACCCCCGAACCGCACGAACACUCGAGUCAAAAAUAACGACUCAACCCAAAGAACUUCAUCUCCUUACCCCAAUAAUUCUCAAGCAUCUCGAUGAACUCUCUCCUGUCCGCACUCCGAAACCGGCUACCAUGUCCCAAUACACUCUUCAGCACAUGCAUGAAUCAAACGGUUAUGCCGAUCAUUUGAUUCAUCUCCACAUGUCUUCAACGUUGCUUGACCUGUGCUCCAAUGGUCCCUUGAUGGCGGAAGAUGCCCCAGUGUACUCGAAUAUUGGACCCUUUAUUUUAUGCAGUGAGAUUUAUUUCUGCGAGAGGGUGAUAAGAUAG